AAUUUUUUAACGUCGUCAGCGAAAAUCGACAUGGCAAUAUUAUCUUGCAGAUAAAUCUAUUCAUUUAAAUACGCUGUUUUAGAUUGUCCUAUUUUCUAACACGGUCCUGGAUGGCAAUUUGUCCGGAAGAAAAUUAAACUGACAUCCAUGGCUUCCACGUCGUAUAGAAUGGAUUUAGUAAGAGGCAACUUUUUAUCUGUAAACAGCAAACUAUGCAGUACGCGGGCUUGCCCUAUUUCAAUCUCUGUAAAACCCAUGUUUACUAGAUGCUGCCAUCAAGCAGGGGAGUCAGAAAAAAAGAAGAACAAGUCACUGAAAGUUGUGGGUCUUGGGAGCAAAAGAAAUGCCAUAUUGGAUUUUUGCCUGGAUUCACCUCUUCUUCAAUCAUCAUCUGUUGAAUUCUGGACUACAGGUUCAGGAAGUUCAGAAAAAGUCCAACGUUUCAGACAAAUAACAGGAAAGCCUUCGUUUCCUAUUGAAGGUGCAAUUGAGGAGGUUAUGGAUCUUCUUGUAGAAAACUCCAUGUCUUUGGGUAGUAUUAUUGUUCUUGUGGCUGGAACAGGAUUUAAUUCAGAUGAUAAAGCAGCGACUAAACUUCUAGGAGCAAUUAAAUCAAAUGGUGGAUUGGCUGUGAGCAUUAUCAUGAAGCCAUUCAGCUUUGAAGGAGAAAGGCGUAAAAACCAAGUGGAUAAGUUGAUUGUCAAGCUUGCACAAUUUUCAAACUUGAGCAUCGUGGUGGACAGCGAUGCUUUACUCAAAAGGGAAACAGUUACUCUGACAGAAGCAUUAAGGAUGGCGAAUAAUGCUGUCUUGCUGGCCAUUAUGUCUGUCUCUGCUCUUUUAUCUGAUAGUUCCAUUAAAACCCUUCAUGUCAUACCAGAUAAAAGCAAAGUGAUCGGCACUUCAGAUGUGUUGAAUAUUUUGCAACACUCUGGCAAGGCUGUAGUUGGGUUUGGAGCUGGUUAUAGUGUCAAAGCUUCAGUUGAACGAGCUGCUUUUGACUGCCCAUUUCUUAGUGGUGGUCUGGUUCAGGCAAUGAAGGAUGUAGUUAUUUGUAUAAUUGCCAGUGCAAAUAUCAUGGACAAAAAAGAUAUACAAGCUGCCAUAUGUGCGUUUCGUCAUAUCACAAAAUCUAGUGCAAAAGUUAUAUGUUCUACUGUACUUGAAAGUACUUUAGAACCUAAUGUCAUUGUUUCAACAAUCAUCAUUUCCGGGGUUCCGAGUCCUGAGGCAACUCCAAAUCUAAAUUUUUGGUCUCAAUUAUCAUUGAGAAUUCCUUUUCCGUUUGCACAAUUAUGGGGUGGCCUGAGCUCCAAAACUACUGAUAGUCAAGAAACUGUAUUGCCUAAAGAAUCUUCCUGGUUGGAAGAGACUCUGUCAAUGAGGCAAACAGCUUUGAAGAAUGAUACUCUGGAAACACAGACUGAUGAUCUUUCCUUCAGUACAGAUUAUCAAGAUGAAUCCAAAGCAUUUUCUAAUUGCAGUGAGAAUAAAAACAGUGGAUUUAAGCCCCAGCUACCUUGCAUAAAUACAAAGUCUGCUGAGAGAGUGAGUAUUCAUAGUUCUUCAGGGGUAAAUGGUGGAGCUGACAAUCAUACUGCUACAAAACAGAUAAAUUGUGUGUCUGACAAUCAAGAUGUGGUAAAAAUGGACCAACGGUUUAACUUCUUAAAAUCAUCUCAGGUAACACACAAUUUGAUGGGAGAAGAUGUUCCUGAUCUUGAUUCAGCUCAAGGAAAAUGCUCUAAUAAUGAAUCUAGUCAUAUAAAUCAUGAUGAAAAUCCAAAUACAAAUAUUGCAGCCAACAAUCAAACUAAGCAGCAUCAACUAUCAUCAUCAACUACCAGAAAUUCUAUCUUUACUCAAAAUUGUUUGAAGGAUUCAUUUUCAAAUGAUAUGGAAGGUAAUGUGAAGGGAAAUGCAUUUUCUAGCAUUACGCAAAAUGAAAGAGCUAUAAAUAUAGAUGAAUCAUCAGAUUCCCAAUACAUUGAUAAAGGACUAGGGCAUUGGAAGGAAGAUGCUCCUGGUAAAAGUAAUUGGGAGUUGCCUAUGUUGGAUAAGAACUCUAGUAUUAACAGUCAUGAUACUGAAUUUGUAGUAGGUCAUGCUGACGGAUCUGUACAUGCAGCACAAUUAAUGGAUAAGGAAGGAUUAGUUUGCUGGAAUGAAGAGUUGGACCUCUCUGUAGCAGAGGCAUGGGCUCACAUGCAAGGUGAUUUACAGAAGAAAUCAAAAGUAGAUGAUUGGAGACUUCCAAUAGGUGUGAAACUUGUUAAUGAGAAAAAUGGAAACCAUCAAGCUGCGCAAGGAAUGCAGAUAGAUGAUAGCGAAAGUAAAAUUGCCCAAGAUGCAGGUCUGUCUCCUUGGAAUGGUUUAGCUGGUGCAGGACUGAGCGCUAUGAUGGAUAUUUACCAUGCUGCUUCAGCAAUGGUGUUGGGCAAUGAUACUGAGGAUUACAGGAAACAGGGAUCACUUUCUGACAGGGCAGCCUCAAUGCUGGAAACAGAAAGAGGUUUAAAGAGGAAAUGGAGUCCAAUUGUUGAGAUGCAAUACAGAGAAGGAAUAUACAGGGGCCGUUGUCAAGGUGGUCUUCCUGAAGGAAAGGGCCGUCUUAGUUACAAGGAUGGAAGCUUUUAUGAUGGAAUUUGGAAGCAUGGCAAGAGAUGUGGCACUGGUGCAUUUUACUACUCUAGUGGGGAUAUGUUUCAAGGUUACUGGCGAGAUGAUCUGAUGCAUGGGAAGGGUUGGUUCUAUUUUAAAAAUAGUGACCGGUGGUUUGCUGACUUUUGGAAGGGAAAAGCAAAUGGUGAAGGACGAUACUAUUCAAAAGAUGGCGAUGUUUUCUUUGGCCACUUUGAGAACAAUUGGCGACAUGGUAAAGGACUCUACAUAGAACCAAAUGGAACCAGGUGGUCUGAAAUAUGGGAACAAGGGAUACUUGUACACCGUGCACCCUUAGAAUCAAAAGGAAGAUCCACAUAGCAAUAGAAUCUACAGCUUCUAAGUUUUUCAUUUUCAUUAAAGUGGAGAAAUUCAUUUACAGAAACUGCAUCUUGACCUUAUGGCGACCUAUAUAUGCAAGUUCAAAUUCUAUUUAUUUCAGUCAUCGUGGCUUUUCAAAUUACUGGAGAGCUACACACUUCUUGAAACGUUCCAUGCAUGGAAUAAUCUUUAGAUUGGUUGGAGGAGACUACAGCAUCUAGUGACGAAACUUAAGUUAUAUCAUAGCAUUUUUUUUUUCUGGAAUUGGAUUUUUUCGUUUUGCAAAAAUCCACAUUUUAUACCUAGUGUAUAUAAACUGUCUGUGGUUCACUCUUGCCCAUCAAUUGCAUGUCCAACGUUUGAAGUUUCAUUAAUAUUAUGCACAUGUGGUCCUUUGUUAACACAUAGCUGCAUCUAGUAUAACUUGAGUGGUCGUUUUGGUAAUGUCUAAUUGCUUUUAACCAAUUAUCCACGAUUUCCAUAAAAUACCAUAUUAGAUAUGUACAUGCGAUUCUUUGUUAAUGUGUAACCGCAUCUAGUUUAAUUUGA
This is a messenger RNA of Cryptomeria japonica (Japanese cedar), 3531 nucleotides long. RefSeq names its product protein ACCUMULATION AND REPLICATION OF CHLOROPLASTS 3, chloroplastic. Gene Ontology annotation, molecular function: GTP binding; GTPase activity. The record is from RefSeq and is a predicted model, not a curated record. The transcript is spliced from 15 exons. NCBI's taxonomy places the organism in Eukaryota, Viridiplantae, Streptophyta, Pinopsida, Cupressales, Cupressaceae. Gene Ontology annotation, biological process: chloroplast fission. Gene Ontology annotation, cellular component: cytosol; extrinsic component of plastid membrane; cytoplasm. The coding region runs from base 148 to 2982 and encodes 944 amino acids.